Molecule: messenger RNA, 2826 nt
Organism: Caenorhabditis briggsae
Lineage: Eukaryota; Metazoa; Nematoda; Chromadorea; Rhabditida; Rhabditidae
Gene: Cbr-imb-2
Product: Protein CBR-IMB-2
Exons: 8
Coding region: 1-2826 (941 amino acids)
Biological process (GO): protein import into nucleus
Cellular component (GO): nucleus; cytoplasm
Molecular function (GO): nuclear import signal receptor activity; small GTPase binding
Source: RefSeq, a predicted model, not a curated record
AUGACAUUUCAGCCAGAUCAACAUGAAUUACAGCAGGUCAUCCAACUACUUCGCCACGCGCACUCAAUGGAUCGAGAAGUGCAACGAACGGUCCAAGUACAACUAGUCCAACUAAACGAACAUCAACAAUUCUGUUGUUAUCUCGUCUUCAUUCUCUCCGAAAUGAAGGGACAAAUCGACAGUACCAGUAGAUCGCUAGCCGGAUUGCUACUCAAAAACAAUAUCCGCGCGAAAUGGAACAAAUAUCCGCAAGACGUCAAAUUCUUCGUUCGUACCACCUGCUUGAAAUCCAUUGGAGACGCCGAACCCCUCAUCCGCGCGACCGUCGGAAUCAUCGUCACAACCAUUGUCAUGGAAGAGAACAUGUGCGAUUGGCCGGACCUUCUAGACACCCUAGCUACCGUACUCAUGCAACCCGACGAGUUGAUGCAAGAGGGAGCACUUGGAGCACUUCAGAAGGUUUUUGAAGACUCUGCCGAUCGAUAUGAGUGCGAAUUUUUGCGGCCGAUCAUGCCGAAACUUCUCAUUUUCUACGAGCAUCAUAACGCUAAAAUGCGAGCGUUGGCUAUGAACAGUGUCAAUUGCAUUUUGAUGGUGAACAAUGAUCCCAUAGACUUUGCCAUUGAUGAAUUCCUCACAGCCUUGUUUGCUCGCCACAAUGAUAAUGAUGAGGAGGUUCAGAAGCAGCUUUGCAGAUCGUUGACUUUGUUGCUAGACACUCAUAUCGAGAAAAUGAUGCCACAUUUGCCGAAUGUGAUUGAGUAUAUAAUCAAGAAGACGCAGGAUCAUAACGAGAGUAUUGCUCUCGAGGCAUGCGAGUUUUGGUUGUCGAUCGCCGAGAAUAACGAGAUUUGUCGGACGAUGGUGCUGCCCCAUCUGGAUAAACUGAUUCCAGUGCUCCUGGGAUCUAUGAGAUACUCGGAAACGGAUCCAGCGUUGAAGGCCAACGAGGAGGAUAGUUCUGUGCCAGAUAGAGAGGAGGAUAUUAAGCCGAGAUUCCAUAAAUCGAAGCAGCAUGGACUGGGUGGAAUCAUGGAUUCGGAUGAUGAGGACGAGGACGACGAUGAUGACGAUGGAGGUGGUGAUUGGAAUAUUCGACGGUGUGCGGCGGCGUCGUUGGAUGUGCUCGCGUCGAUUUUUGGGAAGGAUUUGUUGGAUAAACUGUUCCCGUUGUUGAAGGAUACACUGAUGAAUGAUAAUUGGUUGGUUAAGGAAUCGGGAAUUCUUGCUCUCGGAGCCAUCGCCGAGGGAUGCAUGGAUGGAGUCGUACCACAUCUUGGAGAACUGAUACCAUUCAUGCUGGCCAUGAUGUUUGAUAAGAAGCCGUUGGUGCGAUCAAUCACGUGCUGGACCCUCUCCAGAUACAGUUCUCAUAUUGUGUCGGAUGAGAAUUUCCGGCAGAAUUUCUUUAAAGAUGUCUUGGCUAAUCUCCUCCGAUGCUCUCUGGACAGCAACAAGAAGGUUCAAGAAGCCGCUUGCUCAGCAUUCGCGACGUUGGAAGAGGAAGCCGGCGAGCAGUUGAUUCCGUUCCUCGGAGAAAUUCUGGAGCAGCUGGUCAAAGCAUUCCAGUGUUAUCAGGCGAAGAACCUCCUGAUUCUAUAUGAUGCGAUUGGAACUUUGGCAAAUUCGGUGGGAGAAGCGCUCAGUCAUCCGCAUUAUGUUCAGGAAUUGGUACAAUUCGAUUCAAUUAUCUAUAAUUCAAAUUUCGCAGAUGCUCAUGCCACCACUAAUGGAAAAAUGGGAGCGUCUAAACACGAAGACAAGGAGCUCUUCCCCCUCCUGGAGUGCAUCUCAGCCAUCGUCUCCGCCAUGGGACAAUCCUUCAUCCCAUACAUUCAACCAGUCUUCACUCGAUGCUGUAAUCUCAUUGAGAAGUGUGUCCAACAGAAUCAACAACACCUGAUGUCACCAGAAACCGUUGAAGCACCCGAAACAGACUUCAUCAUUGUUGCUCUAGACCUACUCUCGGGUCUCGCAGAAUCGCUUCCCGACCAUAUGCCGCCAUUGGUGACGAAUUCGAAGCUAAUCGAGCUGAUGUUGUUCUGUUCGAUGGAUGUCACGACAGAUGUCAGACAGUCGUGUUUCGCAUUGUUGGGCGACUUGACAAAGGCCUGUCCGGAGAGAGUGUUGAUACAGAGCAGCAACUUCAUCUUCUUCCUCGCUCAAAACCUGGACCCGACGAAGAUUAGCGUGUGCAACAAUGCGAUCUGGGCUCUCGGAGAGUUGUCCCUCAAAAUGGGACCCGCGAUGAAGCAGUUCGUCGGACCGAUCACCGAACCGCUGAUCGCCGUCAUCAACACGCAACAGAAUAUGCAGAGGACGUUGUUGGAGAAUACGGCCAUCACAAUCGGUCGCCUGGGACAGUUCUGCGGCGAGGAGCUGGCUCCACACAUUUCUCGAUUCAUCCGUCCGUGCUGUUAUUCACUUCGUAACAUAAAGGAUAACACGGAGAAGGAGAGCGCAUUCAUUGGAUUGUGUAAUAUGAUCAAUAUGAAUCCAGUGGGUGUCCUCAACGAUUUCAUUUUCUGGUGUGAUGCGAUUGCUUCGUGGACGACGCCUACCGAAAAUUUGAGAGCUCUUUUUGCGGGGGUAAGUAUUCUCCAAUCCUUCAAACUUCAAGUCGGCGACUACAACUGGAACGCAUUCAUUGCUCAGCUUCCACCGCCACUUCGCGAACGUCUCACCGCGUUCAUGAGAUUUAAAUUCUUUUUUUUUCUAAGCCCCGCCGCCAUCAUCGCCAUUUUUAUUAAUAUUAUUAUUAUUUAUUUUUUUUUCGUCUGGUGUGUGAAGAUCUGGCGUUUUUUACUCUUCAAAUUGCCUAGAUGA